Molecule: messenger RNA, 675 nt
Organism: Westerdykella ornata
Lineage: Eukaryota; Fungi; Ascomycota; Dothideomycetes; Pleosporales; Sporormiaceae
Product: histone H2A
Exons: 3
Coding region: 169-579 (136 amino acids)
Cellular component (GO): nucleosome
Molecular function (GO): structural constituent of chromatin; DNA binding; protein heterodimerization activity
Source: RefSeq, a predicted model, not a curated record
AUAAGGAGCGCCCGCCCCCCGCCCACAGUCCUCUCCCUCUCUCUCUCUUCUCCAUCCACAUCCAAACCGCCCUUCAAACAACCCAUCGCGCAGCGUCCAUCGCUCUCAGCUCGCCUUUCCAUCUCCAUCGCAACCGCAUCUCUAAACUUCAACUCCCACUUCUUCAAAAUGACUGGCGGCAAAUCUGGCGGCAAGGCCUCUGGCUCCAAGAGCAGCGCUCAAUCCCGUUCCUCCAAGGCCGGUCUCGCCUUCCCUGUCGGUCGUGUCCACCGUCUACUCCGCAAGGGCAACUACGCUCAGCGUGUCGGUGCUGGUGCUCCCGUCUACCUCGCUGCCGUCCUGGAGUACCUCGCCGCAGAAAUCCUCGAGUUGGCUGGCAACGCCGCCCGUGACAACAAGAAGACCCGUAUCAUUCCCCGCCAUCUCCAGCUCGCCAUCCGGAACGACGAGGAGUUGAACAAGCUGCUCGGCCACGUCACCAUCGCCCAGGGUGGUGUUCUUCCCAACAUCCACCAGAACCUUCUGCCCAAGAAGACAGCCACCAAGGGCGGCAAGCCCACCAGCUCGAUGGAGUUGUAGACGCGUGUCUCUCUUCUGUUCUUCGGCGCGGCGGUUCUGGGUUGAAUUUUUUUCUGCAAUGAUAAUGGGGUUCGGUCUGGGUUCCUGGGUUCACGG